Messenger RNA from Adineta steineri, 963 nucleotides. The record is from the annotation of a GenBank genome assembly. Lineage: Eukaryota; Metazoa; Rotifera; Eurotatoria; Adinetida; Adinetidae.
AUGAACUUGACAUUGUCUCCAUUGGAAGCAUCUUUUAAAAUUAGUGAUUAUUAUGCUGUUUGUUUACUUUCGGGAAUUAUAUCUAUAAUUGCUAUCGUCAUAUCCAUAUUUAUAUUAAUAUUAGUAUGGAGAACAAAACCCCAACUUCAUACAGUUAGACAUUUAUUAAUGUGUAAUACAUCCAUUGCAUCAAUAUUAUAUUGUAUUAUUCAAUCAAUAAAUUAUAUUUUUCUUAUUUUCUUACCUUCGGAAAAGACUGAUCUAGGUUGCCGUUGGCGUGGUUAUUUUGCUUAUCUAAGUAUUUGUGGAAUUAGUUAUUCUUAUUUUAUUCAAGCUAUAUCUCGUUUUUUUAUUUCUAUACUCUCACAUAAGUAUAGAUGGUUAACAACAUUCAAAGCACAUUAUAUACUUAUACUUAUUCAAUGGUUUACUGUAAUCAUAAUUCCAUUACCUGCAAUAAUAACAAAAGAUAUACAUUAUCGUCCUACUUCACUUUGUUGGGUACCACUGAAAUAUAUAAUUCAUGUUAUUUAUACUUUCUUUGCUUAUUACAUAUUUCCUGCAUUAUGUAUUUGUAUAAUUUAUAUUUAUAUAUAUCAUCGAGUUAAAAGAAUUACGAAUCAUCCAGAUACAUUGUUUAGAUUUCCAAACGGAGAAAAACGUGAUCUUGAACUACUUCGUAAUAUUAUGAUUCUGUUGGGUAUUUAUUGGUUAGGUGGAAUUCCAAGUAUAUUAUUCGUAAUUACUGCUAACAAGUCAAUCUAUUUGAUAAGUAUUAUUAGUAUAUCAUUAACUGUGGCUGUUGAAAAAAUAUGUACAAGCAUUCUUGAUCGUGAUAUUCGUCAACAUCUCAAACGUUUGUUAAUUUCAAGGAAUCGUGUCGUAAGUUUUGAUCAUGGAAGAGACAUUCAAAAUCCUAAUCAUAUCCAAGUAAAUCCUUAUCAAAAUGUUGUGAAGAUAUAG